Molecule: messenger RNA, 1329 nt
Organism: Trametes versicolor FP-101664 SS1
Lineage: Eukaryota; Fungi; Basidiomycota; Agaricomycetes; Polyporales; Polyporaceae
Exons: 3
Coding region: 1-1329 (442 amino acids)
Molecular function (GO): protein binding
Source: RefSeq, a predicted model, not a curated record
AUGGCCGAUACCGGUGCAAGCGCGACCGAGCGUCGUUUCACUAUGCCGCGCCGCGAUGCUACUAGUAUAGCCCAGGGGCGCAAUACAGGAGGCACCGCUGCAACUUCAUCUCCUUUGAUCGAUCUUGGAGAUGCCAGCCCGAAGAGGACCUCAACACACCUUGGGGACCUCCAGACCCCAUACCCCUCGUCAAAGCGCGUGAAACGCGAGGCGCGCUCGCCGAGUGGCACACUUGAAAGUCUCAACUCUAUCGCGCAACCCACUGCUCCUAUUGCGGGCGCGUCGACCAGGCCGCAAUCUGCUACGACCGCACAGCAUACAGAAGGCGCGCAUGCCGCUGCGAGUCCGUGCACAUCGCUGCCCAUUAAGUCGGCGACCUUCUGGUACCCCGACGGAAAUGUCGUGAUCAAGGGUGACACAACCUACUACAAGCUGCACAGUUCGCGCCUGGCGCGGUACUGCAUCUACUUCAAGAAGCUGUUCGCCGACGAUGCCAACGAGUACGAAGAUCGGUGCGAAGAGAUCGACGGCUGCCCCAUAUAUCACAUUCCUGCCGAUCUAGACUUGGGCGACUUUGAAAAGUUGCUGAUCGUGCUAGAGACCCCGCUCAUAUAUACAGAUGCGCCACCAACACAGGCCAUCGCGCUGUCCCUCGUUCGCGCCGCCCACAGCCUGUUGUGCGACGUGGUGCUCAAACUCGCGAGGAAGCACCUCUGUGCCAUCUGGGACGCCGAGAAUCCCCCGAAGGCGUCCCGGCACCCCACAACGAAGACGAACCCCGCUCCGUCGUCUCUGUCGGCCGAUACCACAGCCGUGCACACAUACCACGACGCGGUGUUUAUCAUCUUAUUCGCGCGCCAGUACGGCAUCCCGGAGCUGCUCAAACGCGCAUUCUACGAACUCCUCGCGAGCGCCGAGUUCUGGGCCACGCUCACCGCGGACCGCAAGCAGAUCAGGCUCACCGAGGCAGACCUGCUGCGCCUGUACAAUGCGCGGCACGUCCUUCAGCAGCGCUGGCGCGAAGCGGUCGUGCUCGCGCCGUACAUGGACGAGAAGGGCGUGUCGACGUGCCGGGGGAACGGGUCCGCGUGCUCGAUAUACAACCACCUCUAUUCGAGUAGGUCCCAGCACUGGCGCAAGAUGAUGCUGGAGAGCGAGGUGGUCGAGGCGGGGAUGGGUGAUCCGCUGCGGUACGAUGCGUCGAACGGGCUGACGAAGGAGCAGAAGGAGACGUGGUGCCGGGGGUGCCGCAAGGGGUGGACGGACAUGCUCGCGGUGAAGCGGAGGGAGUGGUGGGCGAGCUUCGGCGAGCUGAUGCAGCUCGCGUGA